AUGUGUGGGACGAGCCUCCCUUUGUGCCGAGGCAGGGUCACUGCUCUUCAACGCACAAUGUGGACACUCCAGAAACGGCCAGGAUCCGCACAUUUUCCUCCCGCUGCUCCACUGGCCUUCCCGCUGACUGUCCUUCAUCAGCCCCGCCAUCGGCUGUUUCGGACGAGUCCGGCAGAAACGCCUUCUUCUAUGCGUAUUUUCAUUGACUUUAAAACACCGGGGCCUGUUCUGCUUUUCCUUUUUUUUUUAAAUACCCCUCAACGGGCCCACGAUGUCCAGCGAAGUGCAAAGACCGGACGACAGCCCCAGCACCAGCGGGGGAAGCUCAGAUAUUGAACAAAGGGAAUCGGUACCACCUGAACAGGAGCGAGAGCAAGCACAGCCCAAAAAGAAGGAGACCAAGAUCUCGAGUAAAACCGCUGCUAAACUUUCAACUAGUGCCAAGAGGAUUCAGAAAGAACUUGCAGAAAUAACACUAGACCCACCUCCAAACUGCAGCGCUGGCCCCAAAGGAGAUAACAUCUACGAGUGGAGGUCGACCAUCCUGGGACCCCCAGGCUCCGUGUACGAGGGAGGCGUCUUCUUCCUGGACAUCGCCUUCACGCCAGACUACCCCUUCAAACCUCCCAAGGUAACAUUUCGUACGAGGAUCUAUCACUGCAACAUCAACAGUCAGGGGGUGAUCUGUCUGGACAUCCUGAAGGACAACUGGAGCCCCGCCCUCACCAUCUCCAAGGUGCUGCUGUCCAUCUGCUCCCUGCUCACAGACUGUAACCCAGCCGACCCUCUGGUAGGAAGCAUCGCCACACAGUACCUGACCAACAGAACAGAGCAUGACAGAAUAGCCAAACAAUGGACGAAGAGAUACGCCACAUAGGCACCCAACCGUCCCCUCCUUUACUUCCCUCACCCUUCACUGUACCUCUCUCUACCUCUCUCUCUCUCUCUCUCAACCUUAGUCUGUCAAAGCACACUCACUAAGUGCAACAGUAUACCUGCCCUCCUAUCACCCUCCUCAUCCUCCCCAACAUUUUAUCUACCUUUUCUGUGUUAAAAAAAAAAAAAUUCAAACAAAACAAAAAAAUGUCCUUUGUUCCUUGUUGACUUGAAAGCUUCUUUUUUUUUUUUUUACAAAGAGUAGAUUGGGAUUUUUAUUUUCCAAUAUCUGAAUGUUGGAAGUAUUGUAUUGGAGAGAAAAAAAACAAAACACAGAAUAUUAUAAAUAUGAUACGCAUUGUCCUCCAGCUAUACAGUAUGUAUUCUCAUUUUUCUUAGUGGCACCUGGAACAAACAUGCAGAAUAUAUGCUUUUACUUUGUUUUCCGUGUUUAUUUUUGGUUUUUUUUGUAUGUGUCAUCAAUAUGUUAUCUGCAUGGAACAGGAAGGUUUGCGUCAAAAAAGAAAAAGAUCCUUCAUGCUUUUUAACUUCCUCUGAUUUUGUUUGUACUGUAUGUAUUUUUUCAAAGGCUUUUGAGGCAGACCACAAAAGUAUAGGUCUGCCUGUAAAAGAGGCAGGACUUGUAUAUUUACUGGCUACCCGCCACCUCUGCAAUUGCAGAGUGGUUUGUUGUGCACUUGUAUUACUGAAGCACCCAAUAAAACACACUGUGGUUGGCUUGUGAGAAAACGA
Molecule: messenger RNA, 1629 nt
Organism: Perca flavescens (yellow perch)
Lineage: Eukaryota; Metazoa; Chordata; Actinopteri; Perciformes; Percidae
Product: ubiquitin-conjugating enzyme E2 E2
Exons: 6
Coding region: 272-877 (201 amino acids)
Source: RefSeq, a predicted model, not a curated record